ACUGACAACGGUCGUGAGAGGAGCGCCAAAGGAACGCGCGUCGAUUCGCCCAACGCUCUUUGACAGAUUUUAACCAUAUCAACAGUCAUGUGAGUCGGCUCUCUUCCCGCCGACAUUUACUUCUUCACUGCCAAAUUUGCCUUUUUAUCUCUCGGAGUUGGUGAAGCGGAGAGACCCGGGGCGAGAAAAGGUCAUCUUGCCCCAAUGAAGGAACGGACACAAGGAAAGAAGAAUAUUUUAUGCUAAAGCGAAUGGGUGCGCAGAGGAAAAUAACUACGGAGAAAAAACAACAAAGAAGAAAGACGUAUGUUUAAAUGUGAUUUUUUUUAAGUUUCUUCUGAAAAAAUAUUGGUACGCGCUGCAGAGAGUUGAACCGCCCUCGCCACCCCCAUAUCUGUGGACGUGAAAAAUUAAGGACAUUAAAAAGCAAGGAAUACAGAGGCACGAAGGAGAGGCAUAAAUCACAUGGAUAGCUUUGUGACGGAAGUGAACAGCAAGUCCGGGUCGUAAGUGGGUCACGUGACAGUUUUGUGGAGUAGGCAACGGCUCGCGCAUUCUGACUUCUUUCUCGUCCUCACUUUCAUCCAACCUUGAGUCACUCCUUUCUUUGUAGUCACGUCGUUUUUCCCUCUUUGCCUCCUCCCAUUUAACCUUCGCCCCUCCAUUUUCUCUUCUCCGUUUCGCCCCUAGUCCCCCGCCCCUCCCUCUUCCCCUCUCUUCUACUCGAAUCGGAAUGCCAGCCACCAUCAACAUGUACGGCGAAUCUGACUACCUGACAGCGCCGUUAGCCUCUGUCGAGGAUUUGUCCCGCGUCAACACCCCCGGGGGCUCUCCCUCGCCGAGGCCCCGUCAGAAGCACCCUGCCCUCGAGGACCCCAACUGGGAGCCCCCGGAGGAUCCCAUGCUUUACCCGAAGGAGCCCGAGCUCUCCCUCGAACCCACGGUCCUCACUCCGCUACAGCCGAGCGCCCUCGAGGACUCCGGGCCGCCCGACCGGUACAAGCUGGUGUUCAUGACGCUGGUGCUGCACGGUGUGGGCACCCUUAUGCCAUGGAAUAUGUUCAUCACAGCCGACAAGUACUUCACGGACUACAAGCUCGUCACAGAUGACGGCGAGAGGUCCACUUACGCCAAAAACUUCCUGACCUACAUCGGUUUUGCUGCACAAAUCCCCAAUGUUCUCUUCAACUGGAUUAAUAUUUUUGUCCAGUUAGGAGGAAACCUCACCAGCCGAAUAGUGUGGAGCAUCUUGAUCGAGGUCGUCAUUUUCGUCUUCACGGUCGUCCUCGCCAUGAUCGACUCCGCGGAAUGGCCGGAUGUUUUCUUCUGGAUAACCAUUGGCUCUGUCAUCAUCCUCAACAUUGCAAAUGGAAUCUACCAGAACACUGUUUACGGCAUGGCAGCACGCCUACCCUUCGCUUAUACUGGUGCUGUAGUGUUGGGAUCGAACAUGAGUGGGACAUUCACAGCUCUUAUCAACAUCAUUGCUAUUGCUAUGGCACCAAACACCAGGACUUCAGCCAUUUACUACUUCAUUACAGCACUUUUCGUUCUCUUGGCUUGCUUCGACACAUACUUCGCUCUUCCACUAAACCGAUUCUUCAGAUACCAUGAGGCUCAGCAUGAGAGGGCCAAGAAAGCUGCCAAGAGAGAUCCUAGCAGGCCAAAGGUUCCUUACUUCUACAUCUUCAAGAAGGCCUUCCCCCAACUCUUCAAUGUAUUCAUGGUCUUCUUUGUCACCCUGGCUGUCUUCCCAGCAGUUCUUGCAGAAACUUGUAGGACAGAGGAGGACUUCCCACUCUCACCAAAGUACUUCCAGGCUGUUACUUGUUUCUUGACAUUCAACUUGUUUGCCAUGUUUGGAAAUAUGCUGCCUGGACUCUUCAAAUGGCCUGGACCACGUUUCCUGUGUAUCCCAGUGCUCCUCCGCCUCGUCUUAAUCCCAGCAUUCUUGUUGUGCCACUAUUACCCCAAGGGUGAAAUGCGGAUAUUGCCUGUGUUGAUAGACUCAGACUGGGCAUACUGGGUCCUCUCUAUGAUCCUGGGUAUCACCUCAGGAUACUAUUCUUCCUUGGCUAUGAUGUACUGCCCAAGGACUGUUGAACCAGAGCAUGCACCAGUGGCUGGAAUGUUUGGGGCUGCAUCUCUCAUCACUGGAAUUUUUGCUGGGAUCUACUUCCAGCUCGUCAGCAAGUGGGCUGUGAAAAACAUCUCCUUUGAUACUCCUGGUUAUGAUUUCCCAAUGAGGAACUGUACGGAUCGACUUAGCUAGAAAUGGGAGUUUAGAAUACUUUGAGAAUACUGGUUAGUUUGAGGUUUUGAAACAAUGAUCAGAAGCCUUAAGUAGUUAAUGAAAUAGGUUUCUUUAUCCUGUGUCUUAGGAAGUAACCUCAAAUGGGUCUGUGUGAGGCUUAUUAUCAAGGACAUCUUCGGAAAUGAAUAAUGUUGUUAUUUGAUGAAGGAGCUAAGACUUAUUUUCUCCACUAAUAGUGAGGAAAGUGACUCUUAUUAGCCAAGAACCAAAGGCAACAAAAGUAGGGUUCAGUCCUAGCAUGAAAACAGCAAAUGCAAACACAAAGGUUAUUUAUCAGUAUAUUUUUUAUCAGAUUUAUAUGUUGAUUUGUAGACAAAGGACAAAUAUACCAUAACCUUCUACAGAAAUGUAAAAACAGGUACAAGCCACCAGCAGGUCCACGGAGCUCAAAUGUUAGGACUAUAGGAGUAUUUAUUUUUCAGUGUGUUGAACUUUUGCUUAGGAAGUUAAGUUAUGGACUGGCUAAAGUAAUUAACCAGUCACUGGCAUAAGAAUCUUAAAAAGUUAAUCACAAUGGAGAACGAAUGCAUCUUAAACUAAGGAAUAGACCCUGACCAAGACAGCAUGUAAAAGUAGCAGAGUUCUUAGAAAGGCUGACAUGGUGAGAUGAAGUGUUAAAAUCAGUUUGAUAAUCAGGGAAAUUUUUUACACUUAACUGAUUAUUUUCCUUCUUCAUAGUAAAUAUUUGUAGCCAGUUUUGAGGUAGACUUUUAAAACAAUGUAUGGAUGCAGUUUUCUAAUAUUAAAAGUAGACAGGAUACUCUUCUUGGAUUUUUUUCUAAUACUUUAAAAAUAAAUGGAAAACCCUGCCACCUUCACCAUGUGUCUCCAAAGAGCUGUGGUGAUUUGUCUGUAGCCUUUGUCAUGCCUAAAACCAGUUGAAAAUAGUGAUGAGGGACAGUCAUUCAAAACAAUUUAUAAAAAAGCACAGUACAUCACCUCUGCUUUUAGUGAAUGUGAACAGGCUCCAUUACUCAAUUGUAAUGUUUGUUCUAAUCUGAUUAUUCUGUGUAAAAUCUCCUUAGACAAUUGUGCAUUUUUUCUGGGUGUGCACAUGUGCAUAUGAGAGAGAGAGAGAAUGGUAGGUGAGCAAGUGUACAAGUCAGUAUGUCUCUCUCCCUCUCCCAAUGCCUUCCCUUCCACUUUCCCAGUUAAUCGCUAACUUUCCUUCUUCCUUCAGCUCUAACUACAUAUCCAUAUCUUUUUAUCAUCUCAAUAUCCCCUCCCUCCUUUUCUCCCUUUUUCUCACCCUCAAUUUCCGCUGACUUCCCCCUUCCCAGCAAACAGGAAUUAUGAAAGCCAACACGGGGGCUAAUUCUGGCAUAAUGACCUCUGCCACAAUGGGCUGAUAUCCAUAAUUAUGUCUAAAAGGAAUAGGCCAAGCAUAUUUUAGUUAUCUGUUUUGCACCACUUGAUAUUGGUUCAUUAUGGGUUCUCAAAUAAACAGCAAGGGAAAACUAUUAUCAAACUUAAGUAAACAUCAAAGCAAUAUUUGUUUGAUUUCUUCACAUCCACAGAUAUGAAAUUGAUGUUAAAAACAGUAACAAUAGGAGAGAUAAUUUUCCUAAUCAUGUAUUGCUUAUUAUUUUAGAGCAACAGUGGAACUUGAUUUUACUUAUUUGCAAUUGCCUGUGUAGUAUUUAUAUAAUUUAAAAGGUUGCUAUGGGUUGCACAUGUAUUCCAGUCAGUUUUGCUCUAUUUUGCCAUUGGCAAGCAUUAUUUGAAUUAUUUGAAUAUAAUUCAUGGAUGUGGAGGACAAAGAACAUCCAUUUAUAAACUAGUAAGAGAAAAGAUAAUGAUAUGAGUGCAACACCAUGUUCCCUAUGCUAGCUUGAUGCAAACAGUCAAAUGCACUUAUUAAUUCGCCAGGCACUGUCUUCUCUAUAUUUCUGCUUUGGUUCUGCUAUAUGGAGUUAUUAGCCCAUAAUGCCAGUGUUUGCUGGGUUUCUCUGCUUCUCCCCCAUCAGCCUGAUGUAUCUGAAUUUCUAUUUUAUUUAAUUUUAUAACCAUAAGUAAGAUGUCACAAGGGAAGACUUUGAAGAGGAAGCCUUCUCAAAGAAUUUCCUGGCACUUACUUUUUGUUCAUCACUUUGAUAUAACCAUGAAUGUCAACCAUAAGGUUCUCCUGGUAUAUAGUUAUUGGAAGUGUCUUUUAUAUAACUAAUGUUUGUUGUACAGUGCUAUGAAUGUGUAAAUAUUAUAGAUUAGUCAAUGGAUUGUAAACAUAGAUAUUACAGAUAUAAUAUGUAAAUUGGUAUUUUUUGAUUUGGUAUUCUUCCACAAACCAAAAUAAAGUAGGUUUGGUAAUACCUUUGAGCAAAUAACA
Penaeus chinensis is the source of this 4640-nucleotide messenger RNA. RefSeq names its product equilibrative nucleoside transporter 1-like (gene Ent2). Bases 734 to 2272 code for a protein of 512 amino acids. Gene Ontology annotation, molecular function: nucleoside transmembrane transporter activity. The record is from RefSeq and is a predicted model, not a curated record. Gene Ontology annotation, biological process: nucleoside transmembrane transport. Lineage: Eukaryota; Metazoa; Arthropoda; Malacostraca; Decapoda; Penaeidae. Gene Ontology annotation, cellular component: plasma membrane. The transcript has 12 exons.